Messenger RNA from Linderina pennispora, 908 nucleotides. RefSeq lists its product as uncharacterized. The annotation marks the transcript as partial. The record is from RefSeq and is a predicted model, not a curated record. Lineage: Eukaryota; Fungi; Kickxellomycota; Kickxellomycetes; Kickxellales; Kickxellaceae. The transcript has 2 exons.
CAGUUUAUUUAUUCAUUUAUCGCAACCUGAAGGCGAAGACUGUCAUAUCUGCCGAGGAUUUCGUCAACCAGAAGGACAAGUCAGAACUGUCGAGCGCAGAUUUCGGUGAUAUAAUUAGAUACCAUAUUUAUGAUUAUCUAUUGCAUAAUGGCGAUAUCGAGCUACAUGGCGUGUGCGAAAUGAAUCAAGUAGCGACAUACGUGGAUACCGAGCUGAUGACAGCAUACAAGAACAACAUUGUGUUGCACUAUGGCACUUGCCUACAGCGGAUUCUGGCCAAAUUGAUUGAUAUUCGCAGCCGCAAAACCACACUGCACAGUACAAUGGGCAAUGUGUCCAAGGCUGAGUUCAAUAAUGCAUGUCAAGUAUGUAUUUACAUACCUGCACAGAAGCGCAGACAUUCCGGCAUGUUCCCAACCCGCGGCCCUACCAGAGAUCGAAGAACCCAACUGCGAAGUGCCAUGGCCUUCUCCGCUGUACAAGCGAGUCAUGUAAGCGGGCCAUGGCACAAUACAGGCGGGCCUAUUCGUCUCGGCUCUUGAACCGCGACCUCGCAGCAGCUCUAAACUUCAGGCUCAUUUUCCAGUCACUCUGUGAUUCAGGCAGUAUUCCUGAACGGUUCCGUCGCUCUACAGCCAUUGCUGCCGAUGCUUUUGGCACCAUUCCGGCAACAAAGGAGCCAGACAAGAGGCGUGUAGCAGCAGGCGAUUCUGUUGCCAGCAGCAGCGAGCCAGCGCUGAAGCGCCUACGCUGAGCAGGCCACCAUGGUGGGAGAUGUCCAUGAUCGACAUUGCACCAACAACCAUCUGACACGUUCAAAUGACCGGUUCGCCGUGAUGCCCUUAUCGACGUGUCAACCCAUGCUGACUAGCAGCCGAGCUCGCAUCGCGAGCAGAGUAUUUCUAGUA